AUGCUGCAAGAGAAGUUUGAAAUUGCAAUGGACCCUGGUGAAACCGCUUUUGAUACAGGUAUGAGAUAAUACAUGAUAGUUGCGCCCAAUAAUCACUAGGCGUCUUGGCAGGGCUAUAAAAUGUGCGCCUGGUUGACUGCUAUUCAAUUGAGGCCAAUCACAGCCAAUUUUUAGGUAGAUCACAAAAGGCACCUCAUUAGUAUUCCAAUAAUCUUAUGGCGGCUUACAAUUAGUCACUAAUUAAUGUGUAAUAAAGAGUUUCCGCAUAUUACUUUUUACUGUGGGACUACUUGCCAUUCUUACCCAAAAUUGCUAAAUUAAACCUACUAUUUAUGCAAUUUGCUAAAAAUGAGUAUGGUAUAAACAAAUCAUAUUUCUAACUGAUUAAGGUAAAGCCCCGUUUAUACACUACGCUCAAUUUUUGGUAUACGGCACGCGGAUAAAAUUGGUAUCCGUACCACUUUUUUGGUUCUUGGACUACCUAAUUUAGGUAGUCCAAGAACCAAAAAAGUGGUACGGUACCAAAAAUUGAGCGUAGUGUAAACGGGGCUUUAUUGAACGUUAAAGAUGAACUAUAAGCAUGCUCAUAUAGAAAUGGUGACUCUGGUGACCUGCAUGAGGAAUAUUCAAAUCCCAACCCAGACAGUUCAGACAAGUGUGUUGCCCAUGGCCGAAACCUGUGUCACAGAAUAAGGUACACAGAAGGCCGACUUCGUUUUUCCUAUGAUUUUCCUAUUAUUUUGGCGUAACCCGUAAUUCGUCAUCAAAUGCUGACGCUAUGGUCCUAGCCAGUGCGCGUUUCAGAGGCAUUCACCCGCUGAUAAUAUUCAAUAUGGCGGAUGUCCAGGGGGGAAUGCCUCUCAAACGCGCACUGGCUAGGACCAUGGCGUCAGCAUUUUGAUGAUGAAUCAUGGCGUGGCAGUGGUUACUCGAGUCGACCUUCUGUGUACCUUAUUCUGUGCCUGUGUAGUUGACCUGAGCAUGCCGGCAGUGACUGUAUAGUCAUUUAUGCGAGACAGCCUGAAAAACACAGACAAAUGGGGUAAAGCAGCUUUUGUCCAACAGCAGAUUACUUGUAUUGGUAAUUCCAAAUCUACUGUCUGGAUGCAGGCAAUUUCAUCAUUUUUUUUCUCAAAGGGUCUAUAUUCAUUUGGUUAUCGCCGAUCGAGUCGGUAACUACUUUGUGCAAUCUUUCCACGGGUUAAAUCAAAUCAAAUAACUGGGAAGUCGCGAAAAUUUCUCCAGUCUAUAGCUAUAAAUACGGUGCGUUAACCCAAAGAGGUAACUUUAGACUAAUAUCAAUACUCGCAAUAUUAUCUAAAGCGAAGAGAGAGCCAGAGGCAGAGUCUGCAUGUAAAGGACACAUUUUAAAAGAACUUUUGAUUUCAAUUUAUCUUUGUUUAAAGAAACGUAAUAAAAGUGGCUUAUUUUUGCAACCGCAUCUGGGUGUAUUAUAAAUAUAUUUGUAUUUUGCACCGUAAAUAUCAAAUGUGCACAUAUCUUAUUUUACGUUAUCUUAAAUAUUCUUGACAAAUUUAUAGGUAGUCUAGUUGGUCAAGGUUAUAACAUCUUAACCAAUAGAUCAGCCGCCACCCAAGUGUUCAAGUUUGAUGUUACCAAGACCCAAUACGGUAUUGCAAUUCCGAAGUGUGCGAAAUUUGAAAAGGUUCAGCAAACCAGAAACUAUAUGGAUCAGUUUGAAAAUUAUGAAUCAUACACGGAGUCGAGGCUGAAGAAUCUUAAUGUAAGUAUAGGUGUCAAUCCCAACGUGCUGAAGAUGGGUAAUAGAGCUGGAUAUAAUAGGGACGAUUAUUCCACCUCGUCGGAAGUUUCUUUCUUGUUCGAGCAGCGAAUGUUUGAAAUAAAGUUUGGAAACUAUGAGGGAUAUCUGGAUGAGGGCGUGACCUUCACAAAAGAUUUCAGGUCAGAUGUUGAAAGUUUACCAUGCACGUAUAAACAAAAAUGAUCGCAGUUGCAGAAGAGAAAUUCUUCAACCGUUUCGGUCAUUUUUUGGUAUAUUCGGCGUAUGGAGGAGGAUCAGUCGAAGUAAAAUUAAAUGUGGUAGAGAAAUGGUUGGGAGCGCAACAGCGAGCUUGGCAGAAGCGAAGGCUGUCCUGACAGCAAUAUUUGAGGGGUUAGACGUAGCUAAAAUAGAAUUUACGGCAGGUAGCAGUCUCUUCGGUAGCGUGAACGCAAACACUUUGUUGGAGCGAUGUCAUAUUUUCUGGGAAGGCGACCACACGAUCCUUCGUGAGAAAGAGACAAUCGCUGAUAAAGAAAAGAUGAAGCUAGAAAUGGAAAGCAUCUUUGCUCGUAAACCCAGCGAUUCUUACUUCGGAAAUGACACUAGAACCUGUUUCUGUUGCAGUAGCUCAUGUCGAUCCCGAAAAAGACAAAACAACUUACAACGCACUUAAGGAUCUUUUGGGAGGUGAAUUUAAAGUUCUUGAAGAGAAGGAGGAACAGAAACGUGCAGCGGAGGCACGUACCAAGAAAAUGGAUGAGGCAACUAGAAGAAAAGAAACUGUUCAAGAUCCAAAUGAAAGGGAAGGUGGAUGUUUUCCCUCAAGCUCGGUAGUUAAUGUCCGGAGCAAAGAGGCAGCCCAGCAAAUAUAUCAUGUUUUCACUUAAAAUGCGUCAAAAACAUUUAAAAAUGCGUUCUCCUGACUUCGCUAUCUGAGAGAAGAUACAAAGAACUUUUUGUGAGAUUAUUACGGAUCAGUUCCUAGGUCGUAGGUCCAACACACUUGCGUGGGAAUAAACUGGACUGUGUAUUCUUCAAUGCUCCGGAGUGA
Paramuricea clavata is the source of this 2795-nucleotide messenger RNA. Lineage: Eukaryota; Metazoa; Cnidaria; Anthozoa; Malacalcyonacea; Plexauridae. The record is from the annotation of a GenBank genome assembly.